This is a messenger RNA of Saxophila tyrrhenica, 441 nucleotides long. RefSeq names its product subunit common to RNA polymerases I, II, and III (gene RPO26). The coding region runs from base 1 to 441 and encodes 146 amino acids. NCBI's taxonomy places the organism in Eukaryota, Fungi, Ascomycota, Dothideomycetes, Mycosphaerellales, Extremaceae. Gene Ontology annotation, molecular function: DNA binding. The record is from RefSeq and is a predicted model, not a curated record. Gene Ontology annotation, cellular component: RNA polymerase II, core complex; RNA polymerase I complex; RNA polymerase III complex. The transcript is spliced from 2 exons. Gene Ontology annotation, biological process: transcription by RNA polymerase II; transcription by RNA polymerase I; tRNA transcription by RNA polymerase III.
AUGUCGGACUAUGGCGGCGGCGACGAUGACAUGGGGAUGGAGUAUGGCGCGGGAGAGGACAACAUGGACAACCUGAUCGAAGAGGAGAACUUCGUCGAAGACUACGACGCGAACGGCGGCAUGGACGUGGACGACUUUUCUGCCGUGGACCGUCAAAACCAGCUUGACAGCACAGACUACCAGAAUAACGUCGUAGAGAGCGGGGAUGUGGAGGCGCAGACGAGGGCGAAAGCGCUGAAUACGGUGAAGGGGAUCAAGGACAGAAAGAUCCCGACAGACAAGAGGACGACCACGCCGUAUAUGACCAAGUAUGAGCGGGCGCGGGUGCUGGGGACGAGGGCGUUGCAGAUAAGGUAUGCGCCUGCUGCGAGAAGAGAACGAUGGCAUUUUCGCAUUUUAGGCGGGACAAGAAGAGCAAGGCUGACAUGUGACCUAGCAUGA